UAAAAAAUAAAAGGACCUCUUUUGUUGAGUUCGGGAAUUUUUCUCUUCGUUCUCCGGAGGCACCUUCCACGCUUUCUCUGCGGUUAAGCUGAACGUUCGGUUAUGUCGGAGAAAGGAGGAAAGGGUUCAUCGCUGUUAAGCAAGGGAUCCCUAAAAGGGAAAGAUGACAGUGCAACAAAAUCAUCAAAAGGAAGGAGGGUUCAGUUUUCUAAAGAAGGCCCAUUUGAAUCCGGAAUAACUAGUACUGGUUCGCCAGCAUCUGGCGGAAAAGGUGAAUUUAACAAAGGAGGAAAGGGAGACAAGGUUGCAAAUGGAAAGGCUAAUGCUUCAAAAAGCCCAUCAGACCCUGGAAUUGAUCAAAAACUUCCAGAAAAUAUCAAAUGCCUAAUGGACUGUGAGGCUGCUGAUAUCUUGCAUGGCAUUCAAGAGCAGAUGGUCAUGUUAUCUAGAGAUUCAACCAUCAAAAUCCCUAUAUCAUUUGACAAGGGGCUGCAUUAUGCCAGUAGUAAUAGCAAGUACUCAGAUUCUGAGUCGGUUAGACGUGUACUUCAGCCACUUAAGGGUCAGGGCUUCUCUGAUAAUGAGAUAUGCAUGAUUGCUAAUAUGUGCCCAGAAACUGUUGAUGAAGUUUUUGCGCUUGUCCCAUCGGUAAAGGAUAAGGGAAGCACUAGCCAAGUUCUUCAAGAUUCAUUGCAUCAGCUUUCUAAGCUUAAACAGUUUUAAGGCCAUAAUGAAAAAGGCUAGCUGGUUGCCACUAAAGAGAACUGAGAAGUAAUCCUUCUCAAAUGAAGCAUUGUACCUAUUACUUUUUGAGUGUACUAACUGAGACAAUGUAAUUUGAAACUUAAUCCAUGUUUGAAUGCCCUAGACCAUGGAUCUUGUCUUGUAUAUGGUAACAAAGGAAAACUUGGUUACACUAAGAGGCAUCAAUAUUAUGUUAGCAAAUUAUGAAUUUUACAAAAAUCAAAACUUAUUUAAGCUUAAA
Arachis ipaensis is the source of this 985-nucleotide messenger RNA. Its product is annotated as DNA-directed RNA polymerases IV and V subunit 4. Lineage: Eukaryota; Viridiplantae; Streptophyta; Magnoliopsida; Fabales; Fabaceae. The record is from RefSeq and is a predicted model, not a curated record. Gene Ontology annotation, molecular function: nucleotide binding. Gene Ontology annotation, cellular component: RNA polymerase complex. Gene Ontology annotation, biological process: DNA-templated transcription initiation.